This is a messenger RNA of Dalotia coriaria, 2429 nucleotides long. RefSeq lists its product as uncharacterized. Lineage: Eukaryota; Metazoa; Arthropoda; Insecta; Coleoptera; Staphylinidae. The record is from RefSeq and is a predicted model, not a curated record. The coding region runs from base 436 to 2082 and encodes 548 amino acids. The transcript has 6 exons. Gene Ontology annotation, biological process: triglyceride biosynthetic process. Gene Ontology annotation, cellular component: plasma membrane.
AACAAUCUUUAGAAGCAAAAGCAAACUUAAAUAUUAUUGUUGUUUCUCCGUAAACGCAGACGCUUGUAAAAACUACCUUCUAAAUCCUUUGAGUGAUCAGGAACGUUUUUGCUCAUAAAGUUAAUUACUGAUAAUGUGAAAUAAAGCAGUGUGACGUAGUAUCGCAUGACUUCUGAGAUCCAGCGGAAUCUUAGCAAGGAUAGUAGGUAACAGCAAGAAACAGUCUUCAGAACGCACAAAAAACAUCAAUAAACCAAAACAAAAAUAUCCAAAAGAGUACAACAAGCUUAAUUCGGAUCGAGCGGAAUGUUUUGGUCGCUUCAAGGCAAAUGAGAUUUUAGAGCUGCAUCAAAAACACUUGUUGCACUUGAUUGCAGUUCUUGUGGUACUGUAGUGACAAUUGCAUUCGCAGUUUUGCCGUGCGAAUCAUUCGAAAUGUUUGAAGGCUUGCGCUGUUUCCUAAGUGUCGAUACUCUUUUAGUUCCGCUGUAUACAUAUUGUGGAGCUAAACUAGUGUUCAGACUAUCAAAUGAUGACCACAUAACAAAAAUUAUCUUCGUUGCACUAUUACGACUGCUAUUUACGUUAGUUGUUACACCACUACUAUUGGUGGCAUUUUUGUUAUUUUCAAUACUAGCUGAUGUUGUACGUUUUAUUGCAAAACUAUAUUUUCGCGGUGAUUUUGUGGAUUUUGCAACUGGCGGCGAUGCAAUGUACUCCGAUGAUCAUAGAAUAGGAAAAGGGAUAAUUCCAGCUGUCUACUAUAUCGAAGAAAAAUACGCGGAUUCAGCCCAUCUUUUAAUGGAACAUAUAAAAUCUGCCUCAUUAAAAGCACAAACAAAUCAUCCAAGAUUACGAUGCAUACAAAAGAAAUUUUUGUGUUACAUCUUCUUUCUAAGAUCUCCGCCUAUUGGAUUAGAUUUUAUUACAUAUUUUGACGAUUAUAAAAGUGACGAUGAUUUCCAAAAUAUUUUGAAUGAAAAAAUUGGAAGUGUUUUGCCAUUGAAUAAUACAUUUUUAUGGGAAAUUACCAUUGGCAAGAAAUCGGUAAAAGUGCAAGACAAGAAUUGUAUUCCGUUGUUGUUUCGUUUACAUCAUUCACUUGGGGAUGGUGUGACAUUAAUGACAUUGCUAAUGACAAAUUACGCUGAAAAUGGAUGUGAAAAUAUUCGAGUUCUAUGUGAUAACUUGAAGAAACUGCAAAUGCGCGGUACCUCGAAGAAAUCACCAAAAAGAAUGUAUAAUGUCAUUGAUGAUUUUAUGAAAUCUUUGUUAACAUUUAUAAACUACAUUUGGAACAAAGAGUUCUAUUUUGGGUUUGACUUCUUAAGGGAUGCUGAAGUAAAAUAUUCAUGGCACAAUGAACCCAGUGGUGAUAUAUCUUUGCACAUGGUAGGAAUUGAUCAAAAUAAACAAUUUGUUGAAAAAGUGAAGGAAAUUAAAAACAAAUUGAAUGUGUCAUUUAAUGAUGUAAUUUUGGGUGUAAUAGCUGCAAGUUUUACCAAACAUUUUCUACAAAACAAACAGGUCUGUCCUCCUACUAUCGUCACGCUCAAUCCAUACAACUUAAAUGCAAACAAUUUCAAUGAUCUGCUUAGUUUUAAUGCAUUAAAAGAACCAGUAACCAAGUUAGGCAAUAAAUUCACCAUUGGAAUGAUAUCUUUACCCAUAAAAGAAGAAUAUCUAAAGGACCCAAAGAUGUUUAUUACCGAACAACAUAAAAUUACUAAGUACUUGAAACACUCUGUGGAUUUCCAGUAUAUGUUUUGGAUGGUGCAUAAAAUAGUAUCAAUUGUACCACUACCUAUUGUGAUUCCGCUUCACAAUUUAUACCGUCCAUCAACGUUGGUCACAAAUUUACCGCCGCUGACUGCUGUUAGAAUUAUUGACCACGACAUCGUUGACAUGAUGCUUUCUUCUGUUCAUUGCUAUGAUGUCUCCACUUGCAUUAGUAUAUUCUCAUACAAUAACAAUUUUCACGUAUCCACAAUGAUGGAUAAAAAUUGCAUAAAUUUUGAACAACAAAAAAUAUUUAGCAAUAAUAUUUUCGAUUUUGUUGAUCAGAUUUAUGAAAAGUUGUAAAUAUUGGUUUUACAUGUAAUUUGUAUAAUAAUAUUUUCGACAACAUAAUUGUGCAAGAAAUAUUUCGAAAAAGUUAAAAGUAGAUACUGCGCAAACAUUUUUUAUGGUAGAAUGUGUUGAAUUUGCAAGUACACGUUAUAAAUAAUACAACGGUUAUGCAACCUAAGUUUAAAUCGUAUGAGCCGAUGUUAAUUGAUGGGCAAAUAUUAAUUAUGAUUUUAUAAUAGCCUCUUUUGAUGACAGUAGCAUAAAACUCAAAAACAUGUUUUUAACUUUAUUUUUAAUUGCUUGUAAUUGAAGUAAUUUGCAAAAUGCUGGUUGGUAUUAAAUCGGUAAUAUGUCAAGAA